Molecule: messenger RNA, 1178 nt
Organism: Ipomoea triloba (trilobed morning glory)
Lineage: Eukaryota; Viridiplantae; Streptophyta; Magnoliopsida; Solanales; Convolvulaceae
Exons: 2
Coding region: 159-977 (272 amino acids)
Source: RefSeq, a predicted model, not a curated record
UUACCCACUUAAUUAGCCCUUCAUCACACCCUAAAUACAAGUCUUGUUUUGGCAUAAUAUUUCCCCCAACGAAACACUCGUCCAUAAAACUCACAGAGACAAACCAACAACGUUAAUUAGGUUUAACAGCGCAGCUGAUCGAUCUGGAGGGACAAUCAAUGGCAGCCUGCGAAAACCCCCAAAACAUCCUUGAUAAGCCAUUGCCGGAGAUACCCACGUUUCUCGGCCCCCUUUCGCCGUCAUGGAACCCCAUUGCGGCCAUUAAGCCCCUCCAGAAAUCAUCCUUCGCCGAGAUUUUUGGAGAAUUGCUGUUCAAAGAACAACAUCAACAACAACCUCAACCUCAAUCAUUCUCUUCCUCUGUCUUUUCCCUCUACUCCGAUUCCUCUGCUUCUUCUUCUUCUUCGUCUUCUUCUUCUACUUCUUCUUCUUUAUCUUCUUCUUCUUCUUCGGCGGCGUCCGACAUCGAGGCCGAGAUCGAAAUGUUCAACAAUGAAACCUGCGGCGGCGAGGAGAUGAUGAUUAACAAGAGCUCCGAGGUUGUCGACCCGGAUGAGGCGGAGCUGAUGAUUAGCGAUUUGGGAAUUGAGGAAAGGGCGGCGGCGGUUGUUUGCCGCCGGCAUUUAUACGCGGAGAAUCGAUGCAGCGAGUGGAAGAGAUCGAAGAUGAUCAGAGCGGCGUUUCCUCCCCCAAUUUCUUGCAUAGGGCGGAGCGGGAAGCCGUGGGUGCUGUUCAAAUCGUACCGAGGAGACGGGCGGUUCAUUCUCAAGGAGAUCAGAAUCCCCACGCAGGAAUUCAUGCAUGCAUGCAGAAAAGACGGGCGCUUGAAGCUGCAUAUUAUCCAGUCCGACGAUGAAAUCCCCGACGAGGAUGAAGACGAGGAAGACAACAUAGAUAUCCUCGAUGAUGACACCACCGAGGAUGACGAAGAAAUCUUGUUGCAGCAAGUCAGCAACGUCCUGGACUGUGCUGAAUAAGAAUUAAUUUCUUUUACAAAACAUGUGGAUAAUACUGCAGCCAUUUUAUUUACAAAAUAUCAAAGAUAAACGAAUUCAAGUCAUUCAGCACAUUGGUAACUUCCCAAGAAUUCAAACUUGGAACACUCAAAUUGAGAUGGCUAAUCUACGACUUUCCAAAGUCAAUUAUCCAUGCCGAACAGGAAUUGAGGAAAUAAUAGA